CGAGCGACAGACUCUCUUAAAACUUACUCGCUCCUCGUGGUGGCCGGACGCCCGCCUCGCCUGCCCGCGCCUCCCAACACCACCCGGAGAGCUGUGUGACAAACCGGGCCAUGUGUAGUGGACCCGCCAAGGAGGAUCAGUGUGCCGCAGGAUCCCCUUUGGAGCGGGAAUAAUACUGGAAGCCCCUCGGGGUGGCUCAGCAGGCCCGUUGUUUUGGUUCUGGGGCGAGAGUGAGUGAGUGACUGAGAGGCGGCGGACGUCUCUCCCUCUCUCGGUCUCUCCCCCCUUUUUUUUUUCCCUUCCUCACUGCCUCUUCCCUCGCCUUCUGCCAUGCCGCCCACACUCCGUUAAGGCUACAUGGGUAUUCAGUCAAGCCUUAAAAUGAGCUCAGUGAAAGCCGGGAACUGCUGACAUAAGACUAAGGAAAUAAUCGUAAGGAAACAGAGACAUGGUGGUGGAUCUGUGCUCAUGAUUUGGUGGGGCAAGAUGUGGACAGCUUAAUACUUCAUCCAGUUUGUCUCCUUGACUCUCCUCUCCUCCUGGUGCCUUAGAACACUGCAGCACCACCACCAUGAACCACGACAUGAAGGAGGAGCGCAUGUCGCCAGUUCUCCUGGGGGGCAUGUGUCCCGACGGCUCACACCUCCCGUCCUCCGAGGAGCCGAGGGACCUCAGCAUCAAACGCAAGCUGCGUCCUGUCCCUCCGCCACUGGACCUGAGUAAGAGGAACCUGGAGCCUGAGGCCAUGAUACCAGAGUUUGCAGCCAUCAACACUACCAGCCCCCGCUCUCCUCUCACCCAGAAGAGUCUGCCUCUCAGGAAAAGAGCACACAGCUGGUCCUUCCAGCUGGAGGUGCAUGGGCUCCAGCUGCCAGCCAACACCUCUCAGGGAGUGAUCCGCUGCACCGCAGAGAUCCGGGACCAGACUACAGGAGCCCCAUCCUCCUCUUCAUCCUCCUCUUCGUCUUCACUAAGGAUCCCAGGCCUGCCCACCCCCCACACUCCUCACACCCCACACCCCCACUCAGCUAUCCCUGUCAUCACCAGUCGAUUCUCCUUCAGCGAGGGAAACUCUGGUGAUGGAAACCCUGGGGCAACAUCCAUGGCCCAAGGGGACCUCUCUGGUUCCCAGGGUCCCUUAAACCUCUCUACUGCAGCUGUCAGUGGGCUGCCCUCCUCACUACUCUCCCCAGCUCCCUCACAUCCUUCUACCUCCUCCCUCAACUCAUCGCGGGAGGAACUGGAAAAUGAGGUGACGAUGGCUGAGUGCCAUGCCUACUCCCAUGCUCCCUCCCCCCACAUGCCUUCCCCACACAUGCCCUCCCCCCAUCAUAUGUCUCCACAUCCCCACCCCACCAUGGGCCCUCAAGGACUAGGUGGGCAUGGGCUGGCUGACAGGCUAGGGCCAGGAUCUUCUCCUUGCCCUACGUCCAUGUCCCCUCAGCCCACCUCAGGGCACCAGUGGCCCACCAAUGUGUGGUCUGUGUUCAUGUCUGGGGUGCGGGUUCACUUUGUGCUGGGUGGAGGGGGCCAGGUGACUGGGGCCAAGAUGAGUGAAGAGCUUGGCCAACUGGAGCGCACCCACCAACAGCGCUACGCUCCACACGGCCUCCACCUGAUGCGCAUCCUCCAUGAAGGGCCAACACCCCAUAUGGCUGCUCCAUCCUACUGCCAGCUGUACUUUAGGCCUGUGGUGGUGCAGCAAGAGGACAUCAUGGUGGUGACGCCGCCAGACCACCCAUUCUAUGUUCACGGAAAAGGUUGGUGCAGUGUGUUCCCUGAGAGGACUACAGAGCGCUACAGUCUCCCCUGUCAGCAGCUCCAGGAGGGGGAUGUGUGUCUACCCCCCUACCACCCAGAGACCACCCAGACCCUCCCUGUCGUCACACCUGACCUCACUGAUGCCAUGAAGAGGUUUGACUUCAAUGACGACCCACUUGAAGGAGGCGCUGGAGCAUACUCUGCUCCUCCUAGUGCCACUUUCCCCCCACACACCCACCGCACAGUCUUCCUCUCCCCGCCAGCCUCACCCUCCAAAAAGAACAGGGAGGGGGCUCGGGGUGGGGGACCUGCCACGGGAGGACCACCUCCUGGGUCCAUGGAGGGGGCGGGGGUCAGGGCUCGGCGGCCCAUGAAUGGUUUUAUGCUAUUUGCAAAGCACCACCGUUUGAAGCUCAUCCAGCAGUACCCCGGCAAAGACAACAGGGCUAUCUCAGUGCUCCUUGGUGUGAUGUGGAAGUCGCUGGCUGAAGAGGACCGAGAGACCUUUAAUGCCGAGGCUCGAGCUCAGGCAGAGGAGAGGAAAAAGAUUGAUCCCGACUGUUGGAAGAGGAAACGCUCCCACUCCACCAGCUAAGGAACCACAUUUCUAGGGACUACUAUAUAUAAUUUUUUUAAUGUAUGAAUGAUUCUUUGAUACAGUUUCCCUCUGAGCAAAGAAAUCACCAGUGCUGCAAGUUAUUGUUAUUUAUCGUUUGCUCGUCCAAAGGUGAAUAAGUGCCAGUCAAAAUUGAUCGUUGCACAUUGUGUCCUUACAAAGCUUACAGUUUUGCGUUGCCCAAUUUUUUAUUGUUGCAUUUUUAUUGAUUUUGUCUUGUGCAUCUCCAUCUGGAUAAGGGAGUUGCCAGUUUCAAGUUCUGUGAUUUUUCUCUUUUAUUUUACCAAUCAGAUUUUUUUGUAAAUGUGUUAUGCAGAUUUGCAGAACUACCCUCAAAUAACUCUGCUCACCUGUCACCAUAAAGUCCCACCCUCAACCUCACUCUGCAAUGACUAUCUUCCCUAUGGGUAUCCUAGGAAAGCCUCAAGCAUGCUGUCACUCAUUCCUCCGGUGAAAGGAAAUAUCAUGACUUCCCUCUGAGCCUUGCCCGUGUGUCAGGCCGGGAAGCACCACCCAUGAUUCAUGGACUUAUUGUGAGUCUGCUGAGGUCUCAUUAGCCUCCUCUUUCUACUCUUCCACUUAUCUUGUGUUUUGAUGUAUGUUUUUUUUCUCAUUUUUAUAACACACUCUUAGUUAUGAUGGGUUGUGUUAUAGUUGCUGUGUCUUGCUGUUUCCAUUCUUUUACCGUUCUCUCUCUCUCUCUCUCUCUCUCUCUCUCUCUCUCUCUCUCUCUCUCUCUCUCUCUCUCUCUCUCUCUCUCUCUCUCUCUCUCUCUCUCUCUCUCUCUCUCUCUCUCUCUCUCUCUCUCUCUCUCACAUAGUGCUGUGCUACAGUCAGAAAGCAGCUUGCACUGUCAUUAUUUUGUUUUUUGGUUUGUUUUCCCUGUUGUAUUCUUACUACCAGUGAUACUGCAACUGAAAUAUCAAGGAACAAGUAUUAUCAUCAUAUUUAUAUCGUAGUUAAUAAGUUUUAAUACGUUCUUUUCUUUUCAAAUUUAUUUGUAAGCGUGUGUUCUGCUUCAGCUUUUUUAUUGUUAAUUUAUUUGGCCUACACUAAUUUUAUUAUUUAUCAUUAUCAUUAUUAUUGUCAUUAUUAUUCUCAUUAUUAUGAUUAUCAUUGUUAUUGUUAUCAUUACAAGUAUCGUUAUGACUGUCGUUGAUAUCAUGAUUGAUCUCUGUAUUACAAUGUCCAGGGGUGAAAUGCAGUCUUUACUAACUUAUUCUACUUAUGAUUUUGCUGUGCUCUUUCCAAUGCCAUUUGUUGAUUUGAUUUCAAAUGCAGUAUUUUUAUAUAACUUAGUUGGGAGAGUAGUACUCUGAGGGCUUAGCUGGGUGUGACAUUUUUACUCUCCCUGCUGCUCAGCUGACACCGUUAUUUCCUCCUCCGUUACUCCUCGUCCCCAUCCCCCCAAGGUGCCGUCCACAGUAUUACUUUCUCGGUAUUGAGGGAAUCAAGAUUGUGUUCACCUGGAGCUCAGCAAACAUACAUUUGGGCAUCGUUCUAGGUCAGUGCAGGCCUGGCUAAUGCAGAAAAGAAACUAAGGAAAGCCAGAAAUCAGAAAAUGUACUUGUUCUUUGUAUACGCUCGAUACCUGCGUGUGCAUGUCUGUAUGUCUGUAUGUGUGUGUUGUGUGUGUACAUGUGCCUCUUGAACUAAUGCUCGGCUUGAAUUUGUGUUUCACAAUGCCAUUCCUCUCCUCUUUAUAUAAUUUUUUCCUUUACUUUUCAUCUGAAAUCAAUUGCGGACGUCCCUCAGGCAUAUCAAGAAUUACUAAAUACAUUAGAACACAUGCCUUACUUGAAUGUGAUAUUAGGAGAGUUGAGAUCUAUCAAGCACCCUGGCCAGUGACCUUCCUUGCUGGGCCUGUGAUGAUUAAGGUAUAUUUAUUAGCUGCCAGUGUGGCCUGAAGUUUCUCAUACUUAUUGGCUAUUUUCUGCAAUAUCAAUCCAAAUAGUUGGUAAUUCUAACCUAAGGUUAUUGUCAUAAGGUAACAUUUGUGUUGCUCCAGAGUUCUUUAAGGAUCGCCUGGUUGACUACAUCUCUAAUUAGAACAAUUAAACCCAUAUAAUAGAAGUGAUUUUAUAGUUUGUUAGUUAAUUUUAUAUUCUUGAGAAAUUUUGUUGUCUGGCAAAGACUGUAUUUGUAAGAGGAAGCAUCGUCAGCUGAGACAGUGGACUUGAUUACUGUGAAGUGAUUCCUGGCCUCUUUUAAGUGUUUCCUCUUCCACACACACACACACACACACACACACACACACACACACACACACACACACACACACACACACACACACACACAGUAGUCACAAG
Molecule: messenger RNA, 4686 nt
Organism: Portunus trituberculatus (swimming crab)
Lineage: Eukaryota; Metazoa; Arthropoda; Malacostraca; Decapoda; Portunidae
Product: HMG box-containing protein 1-like
Biological process (GO): regulation of transcription by RNA polymerase II
Cellular component (GO): nucleus
Molecular function (GO): DNA-binding transcription factor activity, RNA polymerase II-specific; protein binding; RNA binding
Source: RefSeq, a predicted model, not a curated record